This is a messenger RNA of Lates calcarifer (barramundi perch), 2930 nucleotides long. RefSeq names its product mucin-5AC-like. NCBI's taxonomy places the organism in Eukaryota, Metazoa, Chordata, Actinopteri, Centropomidae. The transcript has 7 exons. The coding region runs from base 87 to 2930 and encodes 947 amino acids. The record is from RefSeq and is a predicted model, not a curated record.
CAGCAAUAUCACCUGGAACAACAGAGAGUCUUGAAACUGAUAAAACAAAAAUACCAUCAGUUACAGGAGAACCAUCAGUUUCUCCUAUGUCAGAUGAGACACAAACAAGCUCAAUAACAGUGAUUCCAAGUUUGGCUUCUUCUAUAGCAUCUACUGUUCUGGACAUUGAAGGUGAAGAUAUAAGCCGGGAGCCUACAACGGUGGAGUCCAUUCCUUCCAUCAGUGGAUCAACUGUGAAAACUGAGACAGCAUCAUUCCUCAGUACCACAGAUACAGAGAGUUCUGGAGACCGCACCACUGACUUCACUGAGGAGUCAGUUAUCACAGCAACCACUCUCUCUUCUAUGUUGAGUACAGAGUCACCAUCAGUCACAACAUCACAUGGACCUGUAAUAAGUGAUACUCCAAAAACAGCUCGUCCAACAGCUUCAUCACUGUUUAGCACAGAGAAGCCAACAGCACUGCCAGUCGUGGGACAAGAAAGUGCUGUCACAGAUCAGACAGAAAAGACAUCAGUUUCUCCUCUUACUGAUGAGAAAGAAACAUCUUCUGUCAUCCCUACAGUAGAUGAAGAGGGUUCAGCUGACCACACUUCAGACAUGUUCACAUCCACUUCCUUUGUCACUGGUACGUUUUCAUCUUCACUCAACACUAUGGCCCCAACAGCAAUAUCACCUGGAACAACAGAGAGUCUUGAAACUGAUAAAACAAAAAUACCAUCAGUUACAGGAGAACCAUCAGUUUCUCCUAUGUCAGAUGAGACACAAACAAGCUCAGUAACAGUGAUUCCAAGUUUGGCUUCUUCUAUAGCAUCUACUGUUCCUGACACUGAGGAUAAAAGUAUUAGCAGUGAGACUACAAUGGUGCAGUCAGUUCCUUCCAUCAGUGGAUCAACCAUCAAACCUGAAACAUCAUCAUUAUCAUUUUUCACCACCACUGAUACUGAAGGUUCUGGAUACAGCAGUGUUGAUUUCACUGGAGAGUCCCUCAUUUCAAUAUCCACUGUGUCCUCAAUGUUUAGCACUGAGACUCCAUCAGUGACAGCAUCACAUGAAACUGAAACAAGUGUUACGUUAAAGGAAGCUGAUACUACAGCUUCAUCAACUUCCAGCACUGACAAACCAACAUCAGUGUCAAGUGAAACACAAGCAACUAUAACUACAAGUCAGAAAACAGAAGAAUCAGUAACACCAGUAACAAGUUCUACUUCUCCAACAGAUGAAGAGAGCUCAGGUGAUCGGACAACUGAUAUGGUCAGCAAAGACACUGUAGCUCCUACAGCUCCAUCACUGUUCAGCACAGAGAAACCAACAUUACUUCCAGAUGAGGAAAAAGCAAGUGCUGUCACAGAUCAGACAGAAAAGACAUCAGUUUCUCCUCUUACUGAUGAGACAGAAACAUCUUCUGUCAUCCCUACAGUGGAUGAAGAGGGUUCAGCUGACCACACUCCGGACAUAUUCACAUCCACCUCCUCUGUCAGUGGUACAUCUUCAUCUUUACUCAGCACUAUGGCCUCAACAGCAAUAUCACCUGGAACAACAGAGAGUCUUGAAACUGAUAAAACAAAAAUACCAUCAGUUACAGGAGAACCAUCAGUUUCUCCUGUCUCAGCUGAGACACAAACAAGCUCAAUAACAGUGAUUCCAAGUUUGGCUUCUUCUAUAGCAUCUAAUGUUCCUGACAUUGAAGGUGAAGAUAUAAGCCGGGAGCCUACAACGGUGGAGUCCAUUCCUUCCAUCAGUGGAUCAACUGUGAAAACUGAGACAGCAUCAUUCCUCAGUACCACAGAUACAGAGAGUUCUGGAGACCGCACCACUGACUUCACUGAGGAGUCAGUUAUCACAGCAACCACUCUCUCUUCUAUGUUGAGUACAGAGUCACCAUCAGUCACAACAUCACAUGAACCUGUAAUAAGUGAUACUCCAAAAACAGCUCGUCCAACAGCUUCAUCACUGUUUAGCACAGAGAAGCCAACAGCACUGCCAGUUGUGGGACAAGAAAGUGCUGUCACAGAUCAGACAGAAAAGACAUCAGUUUCUCCUCUUACUGAUGAGACAGAAACAUCUUCUGUCAUCCCUACAGUAGAUGAAGAGGGUUCAGCUGACCACUCUUCAGACAUGUUCACAUCCACUUCCUUUGUCACUGAUGAAGAGAGCUCGGGUGAUCGGACAACUGAUAUGGUCAGCAAAGACACUGCAGCUCCUACAGCUCCAUCACUGUUCAGCACAGAGAAACCAACAUUACUUCCAGAUGAGGAAAAAGCAAUGGAUGAAGAGGGUUCAGCUGACCACACUCCGGACAUAUUCACAUCCACCUCCUCUGUCAGUGCAUCUACUGUUCUGGACAUUGAAGGUGAAGAUAUAAGCCGGGAGCCUACAACGGUGGAGUCCAUUCCUUCCAUCAGUGGAUCAACUGUGAAAACUGAGACAGCAUCAUUCCUCAGUACCACAGAUACAGAGAGUUCUGGAGACCGCACCACUGACUUCACUGAGGAGUCAGUUAUCACAGCAACCACUCUCUCUUCUAUGUUGACAUCUACUGUUCUGGACAUUGAAGGUGAAGAUAUAAGCCGGGAGCCUACAAUGGUGGAGUCCAUUCCUUCCAUCAGUGGAUCAACUGUGAAAACUGAGACAGCAUCAUUCCUCAGUACCACAGAUACAGAGAGUUCUGGAGACUGCACCACUGACUUCACUGAGGAGUCAGUUAUCACAGCAACCACUCUCUCUUCUAUGUUGACAUCUACUGUUCUGGACAUUGAAGGUGAAGAUAUAAGCCGGGAGCCUACAACGGUGGAGUCCAUUCCUUCCAUCAGUGGAUCGACUGUGAAAACUGAGACAGCAUCAUUCCUCAGUACCACAGAUACAGAGAGUUCUGGAGACCGCACCACUGACUUCACUGAGGACUCGUCCAACAGCUUCAUCACUGUUUAG